Messenger RNA from Lagopus leucura (white-tailed ptarmigan), 3330 nucleotides. RefSeq names its product solute carrier family 46 member 3 (gene SLC46A3). NCBI's taxonomy places the organism in Eukaryota, Metazoa, Chordata, Aves, Galliformes, Phasianidae. The coding region runs from base 1407 to 2672 and encodes 421 amino acids. Gene Ontology annotation, cellular component: lysosomal membrane. The record is from RefSeq and is a predicted model, not a curated record. The transcript is spliced from 5 exons. Gene Ontology annotation, biological process: vacuolar transmembrane transport. Gene Ontology annotation, molecular function: transmembrane transporter activity.
UUGUCCUGCUGUUAUCUACCCUUUCAAAGAGUUGACUCCCCUCCUGUUUUUGGGCUCCCUUUAGGUACUGGAAGGGAAUCUGAAUUUAUAGCCACAUUCCUUACGUUGUACACCUGCUUCCAAAACAAUGAGACCCAAACCUUUGCUGGUUUCUUCCAAGUUCAUAUAUCUGUGUAUUUCAGUAGUAACAUCUGCAUUGCAUGUUUAAUGCAGACUGAGAACAUAAAUAGUAAUAAUAUUUAGUUUGAUUUCCAGUGUAUUACCUAUGUACUUUUCUAUGGUGGUCAUUGACUUAGAACCUGACACUUGUGAAGAACCAACGCCUGCAACAGGCGCUGUAAAUGGCACAAAUAGCACAGCCUGUUGCAGAAAGGUGUUUUCAUGCUCUAUAAAUGCAGCCACUCCCUGCCCUGGAGUUAUUUGUGCUUUAUUUGCUGUGCUUUGUUUGCUGUGCCUGUUUGUCUGUGGGCUGAGUUGCUUCCUUUCCUAUUGGCACUGUCGUUUCAGACCAAAUAAUUUCCCAUCCCUUGCCAGUCUUGCUGCCAUUCUCCUCUCACAUUAAGUCCUUUCCUACAGCUUUAUGCUCCAGGUUGCCUGGCUUCCUGCUGCACUGCCAUACCCAUAGACAGGGCUGCUGCCCUGCUCUGUCUGAUGCCUCAGGGAUCUGAUUUCAGAGUUAUGCUCUAUGUUUGAAAGUCUAUUUUGUGAGAUGAUCCUGUAGGAAGGGUUUGUGUGAAUGCAGUUACCACCUUCUCUGCUGCUGCUCUUUUAUCUGGACAGGUUGUUCUCUUUGAAAGGGCUGCUGGGACUGCUGUUUCUUCAGUCUGCAUAAAUCUAUUAAAAGCCAGAUCCAAAUCAGCUUGCUGCACACCAUCACUUAGCAGCCAGCUUCAUUAAUGUGCAAAAUAUUUUUUCCUAUUAGCUCUUGAGUUCUUUUCUUUACAAACAUUGAUAUUCUAUUAACUAUAAACUGUAUUUGAUUUUUAAACUUCUUUUUAAAAGAACCAAGACAUUUUUUCCUAUGAUGUUUGUUUACAGCGUUAGCUACUGUUCCUUAUGAGAGUACCUGCUGUGGCUUAUCAACAGAGGUAUCACUGAUUUGGACAGUUUCUGAACCCAGAACUUGCCAGUAAGGAGUUAGUUCACAUUCUAUACACAUGGGUCAAUAUAAUUUUUAAUACUGUUUCACAUCUGUGUGCUGUUGCUACUCAUAACACGGCACAUUGGGAUGUCAGCAGCAAACGCUGCCCUAUUCACUUGCAGAAUGUGCUGGUCAGUGAAUUGCUUCUUUGUGACCUUCCCACCAGGAUUAUUUAGGGAGAAAAAAAAGAUCUCCUGUGAGUAGAGAGCCUGGGCUGUGCUUCUCAAUCAAAGAUUGUUCUACUAAUGAUUUCUGAAGGAUUAAAAUGGGCCCAGUAAAUGGGCCCAGUAUCCUUUGGCAGUGCUCUGUAUUGAAGGAGGUGCCUACAGGAGUUCAAGAAAAGACUUCUCUUUUUAACAUGCAGCUGGACUUAACAGGGGCAGUUCCCAGCCUGAUAGUUGCUUUUAUCAUUGUAGCUAAUGGGGAUCACCAGGGACGAAAAAAGUCUUUGGUUUUACCAUCAACUGGAGCUUUGAUUGCAGAUAUUUUCCUCACUAUAAUAUCGUACUUCUCCUUGCCAAUCUCUGUCCUGUUUUUUGUUACAUUUAUUUCGGGACUGUUUGGGAGUAUGGCAACUUUCCUUGGAGGAGGCUUUGCUUAUAUAGCAGAUCAGUGUCAUGAUGAGAAACAGAAAACAAAACGAAUAGCUGUGGUUGAUUUAAUUUUUGGAGUUGUAUCUGGAUUGGCAGGACUGUCUUCUGGGUACUUUUUAAGAGAAAUGGGCUUUACAUGGACAUUUGUGACAGCAUCUUUACUUCAUGUUGUUAACAUUGUCUAUAUUAUUUUUUUUCUGGAAGACACAGUGCACGUAUCUGAAUUGCAGCAACAGGCACCAUUGUCUUAUAAAGAAUAUCUAAAAGAAACAUUUUCUGGAGUGUACAUGCUUUUUAAAACUGCCCCUUCUAAAAAGAGAAUUUUAAUCAUUGUGUUACUUUUUAUAUUUAUGACUUAUUUAUUUACUAUGUAUGGGGGGGGUUCCCUGUUUACAUUGUAUGAACUGGACGAGCCACUGUGCUGGACUGAAGUGUACAUUGGAUACGGAGCAGCUGCAUUCACUUCUGUCUCUGUGACCAGUUUUUUGGGAGUUUACUUAUUUUCUAAAUGUCUCAAAGACAUUUACAUUGUCUUUAUCGGGAUAUUUUCUUACAUUGGAGGAAUUGUCAUGGCUGCCUUUGCCAAAACAACCCUGCUCAUGUUUUUAGUAAGAUUGCCAUCUUUAUUCUGCAUUAUGCCUAUUCCUGUUCUCCGAUCCAUGCUGUCAAAAGUGGUUCUCCCCAGUGAGCAGGGUGCUGUGUUUGCUUGUAUUGCCUGUUUAGAAAUUUUGACUGGCACUAUUUCACUUGCAGUCUUUAAUGUUAUCUAUGCAGCUACAGUUGCAUGGUUUUCAGGCUUUAGCUUCCUCUUGUCAGCCAUCCUGUGUCUAAUUCCACUGGGCGUACUGUGCUGGCUUCUGUGCACAAGCUGGAAUGAGGAGGACUUGGCUCUGCUUGUACCUGAAGAAGUAUCCAGCAUAGACAGCGUUGAUAGCUGAACAGAGGAGUCACCAACUAUUUGGCUUUUCUAAUCUGACGUGCUGUGGCAAAGGCCAUUGUGUCAUACUGACACCAUAGAGAUAACUCAUGAGUUGCAGAUGAAAUCAAAAACUGGCUGCACUAAGCACUCAAUUGAUAGCACUUUACAUCCAGUCUUUUUUUAGCACUUGAAUGAACCUAUCUCCUGUACUUAACUAUGCAGAUAGGCCAGCAAUGGAGAUUUAAAUGCUGCUUUCAGCGUGGAGAAAAAAAGUAAGGUAGGCUGAUUGUCUUUUGCCACUUAUCCCAUCUCAAAUUUGAAAAUAUAAGCUGUGGAUUAUGAUACAUCUUAUGUCAAAGUGGGGGUACAGAGAUUAUCAGCCCCUUAGCCAGAGGAUGUUGGCAAUUCUGCUGGAGCCAGUGGAGCUCGUGCCAGCUGUGCAUGCAGUCCACUGCAUACAUCUUAAAAGCUCCAUCUUAACUGUGAAGCCCACAGAACUGUCUAAAAUUACUAAACAAAAAGGUACCUCUUUCAGAAAGCAACUGAACGGAAAGCAAGACUUGUACCUGCUGUAAGACUUACCUCUCUGCAGUUACCAGAGAAUGUUUGUGCAAGUUGAAUGUAUGGUGUUUGGAGCUUGCCUGUGAUUUAGUUCUUAAAAUGGAUUUUCACACUUA